AUGCGUGACGGCACUGUUGGGGCUGCUCAUGAAAUAUGGACGAGUACAGUUGACAUGCUGGUGUCAGAGAGGAGCAGUCUGCAGCUGAUUGUGGACACACUGCAUGCCACACUCGACUACCACCAAGUUGGAAGGGGUCCCGCGAACUACAACAACAACGACAGUCACAGUUUACUCCGUAAUGGUGAUGGAAAUGUGUUUGCCUCUGAGGAGGAAGUGGUCGAACUGCUCGGCAUGCUGCCUCAAGUUCUUCGUAGUGCUGCCGACCCGGCCAUUCUGCAGCUGAAGGAGCGGCAACGGCAGUCCAUGACUAUUGCUGGCGUUGCACGUCCACCUCCGUUGUCGCGUCACGCCACAUUAUAUCGUCUUAUGUUUGCUCAGGCCGAAUCGUCCUUAUCUUCGUCCAUUGGCUCUGGGGAGUGUGGUGUGCUAGACUGCAUUGCACGUGUGCUCAUAAGCGGAGUUGGUACAAGCGGCAUGAGUUCAUCCGGGAUGCUUUCAGGAAAGCCUCGCCAGGUGUUUGUUACUGCUAAUAGAGAAAAGUCGUGGUUUACAGGAAAUGUCACAAUUGCAGCGCUUCGUUCGCUUGGUGAGAUUGUUGAAUUGUGUCUUCACGACACUGGAGAAGAGACACACGUUGGCGGAAGCAUUUCCAGUGCAUACUCUGGUCGCCGUAUGACGUUGUUGGGCGGCGAAGAUACGGUAGAGAAGUACAAAUUGCUGCUAGACGCACUCGGGAAAUCAUUGUGCCAAACCGGCCUUUUUGACCAUCUCUGGCACGCCCUUUUGUUUCACCCCGUCAUGAAUACGCAGCGUAUAGCGAUUGUGCGGGUACUUUGCGACGUAAGCCGCGUUGAUCUUUUGCGGCUUCCAGUUGUUAUUAAAAGAACGCGGCAUAUGAUGACCCCUGCUGUGUGGGGUGAGCGGGUCUCAGAAUGUAUUCUCUCCGAUCCCACCGCAAUGGUGAAGGAAUCUAUUGCCGUAAUGCUCUAUGAAGGACUACAGUCCGUGCUGGGGGCUGACCGUCGCGGUGACGACUAUGAUGAUCAUGUCUACUGGAGGCGUUGGCUGACAAACCGCUCGUUACGAUUUCUCCUGGGUGUUUUGGCAACAGGGGCCUCUCUUGCGGUGCUGCAGCCAGUGCUGGGUUCCUUGUUUUUAGUUCUGGAACAAGACCUGUGGGAGGGUGCAACACGACAGUUUCGAUCAGGAAGAUCUGUGGCGGAGCGUAUUGACGUAACAUCAAUUGUGGAGGUGUGUGCCACGGUACUGGUGCAUCUUUUUACCGGUCCAGCCGCCGUGAACGGACGAAGGUUUGACGAUGAUGGGGAUAAGCAGUUGAAAAGGUAUCGUUUUCUCGUUCGAGGUGCGGUGCGGUUGCUCCGCCUCGCGUUGAAAAGAGUUGAUCAACUGUUGGGCAGCCCAAACAUAGUUCAGCAGCCGAAGGGCGGCGGUGAUGCUGAGAAAGAGGCUUGUGCGCUUUUGAGUGCGUGCGUGGAGAAACAAGUGCUGGCCGCCGUAAUGAAGUGCUUGGAGAUGUCGCCGGAUGGGUCCAGCAUGUGUUCCUUCGUGACAAGGUCGAUGCGGGCGGAGAUGGUGCGGUUCGUACGUGACCUGCUCGAGCGAGCCUCCCCGCCACUGUUCUUCUUGACGUGCAAGCUGGUGCCUUACUUGCCAACGAUGCUGCAGAUAAUUUUAGAUGCAAGAGAGGAGGGCGUCUUGGAUGACCGUGACUGUUGCAACGCCGAUGGCGGCAGCGAUGCGCUUCCCUCUUCCCAGCUGUACGUGGAGGCGUUGUGUAGUGAUGGGGUAGAAAUGAUCUCUCUUCUCGGCAUGAUGUUGUGGUUCUCGCCGUCAGUGCGGGACCGCUUUCUGGACGUGCUUGCCUCCCUGCAGUUUACACCGGAACAACAGGGUGUCUUCUUCGACUCCAUGGAAUCAAUUGCCCGUUCUUUGCCGUCACAUGCCGUGAGGAAUCUCCUUAUUGUGGACGCGACUGGCACUUUGUUGAAUGAAGUGGGUCGGCUGCCGUGGCAAGGAGAGCAGCUGCAGACGGAAUCACUGGAGCGGUUGCUCCUACUGCAGCUGCAUCGUCAGCGGGAAUUGGUGAACCGAGAGAAAGUGGCAGACCGUUUUACUCCUGAAGGUCGGUGGAUGUCCGUGCAGCAGCAGCGGUGGAAACUGGGACCGCAGCACGGCUAUGCGAGCCGCGUGCUUGUGUGCUUCGUCCUGCACCAUCUUCGCAAUGGUUCCGGGAAGCGGGAAGUGGGUGACGACCACGACGACGAAGACGAAGAAGGGGAGGCCGGUGGUGUGUCUGUCUCGCCAAUUCAACCGAGCACCUGCAAAAGCACUGUGGGGCAACGUGUGGGUGGCAUCAUUGGUGAACCGCAGACGAUUCCCCGUUGCGGUGAUGAAAUCAUCCUUCUCAGGCCGCGCUGCACUCUGCCGUUGGGCCGUCAGGCGUCGCGACGUGGAGAGGAAGCGGAGGAAGAAGACGUCGAGGAGGGAAGCGGAUGCCACGAAAGUGCCAGCGACAAGUUGUGGCUGCAACGUGAGCUGGGCAGCCAUUCGCCAGACGCUUCACGACCAAAACUACAGCAAACGAUGGCAGUGCCGACGCGCAUUUCAGCUUCGGUGGCAAGUAGAAACGCAAUAGAUCCAUUAGAACGCGUGCGACAGCGGCAACUAGAGAGUAUUGCCACGGAGGAAAAGGCGUACCGGGUGGCCCUGGGGUUGUUUGCAUCCCUUGCGUCGCGAUACUACCGGCACCUCUUAACACCUCAGGCAGCCUUGGAGUACUUGCAUCGCCAGGAGCACGGGGCACCCCAGCGGAGACACGUAAACCCUGUCCCGCCCACACCGCCGUCCGCGAGAACAGGCGUAAACAACAGCAGCACCACAUUGCGUCUAUGGACGGCCCGCGAUGUGUGUCGGGAGGACCUCUUCUACUUCUCCCUUCCUCUUAGUGCAAUAUGUGAGGCAGCCAUAGCCGAUCUCGUGGAGCGGUGCAAGAGACACCGGCAGGCGCUGCAAAGAAAAUUACGAACCCUACCGCAUUCAUCGCGUGGACGUCGUUGGUUCUUGCAGGACGCGGCGACAAAUAUCAUGGGCCGCCUCAUUGCGCUCUUUCAGAUUCUCCUGCAUCACAUCCAGCGCGAAGGAGAGAAAGCAGUGCGGGAGGCAAUUGCGCAGAUGCCGAUUUUGCCUGAAGUUGAGGAUGAGGAUUUCGUAAACGAUUUGGCUGAGCGAUAUAAUUGCAGGUAUCUCACACUGCGGGAAUUGCAUGGUGGCACGCUUGUCGAGGUUACGAAGUUCAUUGUUCGAUGUUUUUCACGUCCUGCGGAUCCGGGUGGGGAAGACGCAACGGACUCUUCUUUCCGGCCGCGUAUGGACUGA
Messenger RNA from Trypanosoma cruzi, 3399 nucleotides. RefSeq lists its product as uncharacterized. Lineage: Eukaryota; Euglenozoa; Kinetoplastea; Trypanosomatida; Trypanosomatidae. The record is from RefSeq and is a predicted model, not a curated record. The coding region runs from base 1 to 3399 and encodes 1132 amino acids. The transcript has a single exon.